CGCGGUUUGCGUCUGGAGCGGCUCCUUGGAGUCCACAGCAUCCACCGCCGGAGCCUCGCCUUCCUUUCUCCCUCUGCAGACAGAUCGAGACACAAAAAGAGAGGCAACCAACCCCUAGACCAGGGAGAGGGACCCAGCCGCACCAUGACCGAAACCACCAAGACCCACGUUAUCUUGCUGGCCUGCGGCAGCUUCAAUCCCAUCACCAAAGGGCACAUUCAGAUGUUCGAAAGAGCCAGGGAUUAUCUGCACAAAACUGGAAGGUUUAUUGUGAUUGGCGGGAUCGUCUCCCCGGUCCACGACUCCUAUGGAAAACAGGGCCUCGUGUCUAGUCGACACCGCCUCAUCAUGUGUCAGCUGGCCGUCCAGAACUCCGACUGGAUCAGGGUGGACCCGUGGGAGUGCUACCAGGACACCUGGCAGACGACAUGCAGUGUGUUGGAACACCAUCGGGACCUCAUGAAGAGGGUGACCGGUUGCAUCCUCUCCAAUGUCAACACACCUUCUAUGACACCUGUGAUCGGACAGCCCCAACAUGAGACCCCCCAGCCCAUUUACCAGAACAACAACAACGUGCCCGCCAAGCCCACUGCAGCCAAGAUCUUGGGGAAGGUGGGAGAAAGCCUCAGCCGGAUCUGCUGUGUCCGCCCACCCGUGGAGCGCUUCACCUUCGUAGAUGAGAACGCCAAUCUGGGCACCGUGAUGCGGUACGAGGAGAUAGAGCUGCGGAUCUUGCUGCUGUGUGGCAGUGACCUGCUGGAGUCCUUCUGCAUCCCAGGGCUCUGGAACGAGGCAGAUAUGGAGGUCAUAGUUGGGGACUUUGGGAUUGUGGUGGUGCCUCGGGAUGCUGCUGACACAGAUCGAAUCAUGAAUCACUCCUCAAUACUCCGCAAAUAUAAAAACAACAUCAUGGUGGUGAAGGAUGACAUCAACCAUCCCAUGUCUGUUGUCAGUUCAACCAAGAGCAGGCUGGCCCUGCAGCAUGGGGACGGCCAUGUUGUGGAUUACCUGUCCCAGCCAGUCAUCGACUACAUUCUCAAGAGCCAGCUGUACAUCAACGCCUCUGGCUAGCAGCCGCACAGCUCUCUGCUCCACCCUCCCCUCGUCCUCUACGACACACGGGCCCCACCAGUCUCUGUCAGUCCCCUGGUUUCUCUCCUGCCUCUCUGUUUCUCUGCAUUUUCAUUUUGACUGUUCUCCGCACUCGCUGACUUAACCCCCCACAGUGUGGGGGACCUGCAAAGAACCAUGGCAUUCCCAAGUCCACCAUCUUUGGACUAACUUUCCUCUAGUCUCUGGGUUGGGGGUGGGUGAGGGGAAAGGGUGGGAGUUGGGGGAAGUGCAGUCCUUGGAGAUGUACUGGCGUCUGUCUCCCAGCAUGCUCUAGAGAGGCGGCUCUGGUGCCCAUCCUCCCAGCAUGCUCUGGGGAGGCGGCUCUGGUGCCCAUCCUCCCAGCAUGCUCUGGGGAGGCGGCUCUGGUGCCCAUCCUCCCAGCAUGCUCUGGGGAGGCGGCUCUGGCUCUCUCCUUCCCAGCAUGCCCUUUACCACAAAGGGCUCAUUUUCUUUCUUUUUAUUGAUUUAUUUUUCUUCGUUGACUUCUUGUAGAACUUGGAUGAAAUCAGUGUCUAUGGUUCUUUAUGUUUGUAGUCUUGAUACAAUCCCGCGGUAUUACUUCCCUUUUGAUAGGACACUAUAGCCAGCCUCAGCACUCAGUGAGUGCACGGAGGGCCACAUCCAGUAGAGAAGACUGAGCCACCUCCGCUUCUCCAAAACACACACACACACACACACACACACACACACACACACACUAACAGCAGCAGCAGCAGCCGCCUUUGGUCUAGAGUGAGACUUUCAGGUUCUAAAACCUGGGAGCCAAGGCUGGGAAUAGUGGGGGUUUUCAGAACUUAAGUCUAUUCCUUAUUUUCAGACCAUUUUCCUGAUGGUCUUCUCACUUCCCAAUGGCAUCUGUACAUUGACUUAUGUGAGCUGUGGCCGAUGGCACUAUGUGGGUUCUCUGCCAGCCCAGGCAUUUCCAAAGAACCUUCAGAACCACUUAAGCCCUCGGAGACCAUGCUUAGACAUGUUCCUGCAUCUGAGAAGAAUCACACAGGCAAGGCCAAAUCCUGAUAAUCCAGUCAUUUCUUUAAAAAAAAGAAUGCUAGGAAUUCCUUCAACUGUAGAGAUCUUUGCUAAUUGGAAUUAUUUAUUACCCAUUUGGCUGGGAACUCUUUCGUAAUGUAAGUCCAGGAUGACCUAGGGGAAAGCACUCUGUUACCCUGAGGGAAUUCAGUGAUUUUCACCUACUUCAGCUGAGGCCACCAGACCUGAGGCUCAUUCCUUCCUGAGAAGCAGUACCUUGGCUUUAUGUCUGGGCCUGGUCCUCUCUCCUGCAGAGCCCCACAGCUGCAGGUGCCACCUGAGGAAAUCUGCCUGACACAGGAACAGGUUCUCAGAAGAGAGAUCAUGGAGCGAUCAGGAGCCACUAAGCUAUUUCCCCCUUUUCUCCCUAAUUUCCCGCCUUCCUCUCUGCCCCUGGAAACAAUUUUGACAGACUUGUUCAACACCUCACUCAUGCCUGCUUAAAGAACUCAAAGGAAAUCACACUCAUGCUUUGUGUCUCUCAUCCAGUCUCUAGCUCUGGGUUUCUCGUUGUCUUUGAGGAAGGGUCCCCAAGUAUUGUAUACUUUGAUCCAAAUCUAUUCUGAGUUAUGCCCCAGGUGGGACCUGAGUCUAGGGACAUGUUUCAUGUCUACAGUACCCUUCAGUUGCCUCCAAGAAAAGGAAAUGGAUUCCACAGAGGAAUGUGACAGAGUGGCACCCAGAGGAGGUGUAUUGCUCUUGAAUUAUGGAAAUAACCUUCAAAGGAAGAAAGGGAAAUAUUGUUCAUGUCUCUUGGGUUAGGAACCAUGGAAUGAGAAACUGAAAAAACAACAGAACUCAUGUGCUCCAACACUUUCCUCUAUAAGAUGAGGACGCAGAGAUCUAUGGGAUUGGUGCCUAGUCCAAGGUCACACGACAAGUGCAGAGCCUGAUGAGAGGACGUCGACUCCUGACACAGACGAAAACAUGGAGCUGAGUGUCCUGGGGUAGCAUGGCAUUUUCAAGGACCUGAAGUUUAUGGACAGUUUACGAGGACGCACACGAGCAGACCUGAGAAAGACAGGAUUCCUUUUGUUCCUUUGGUCCACUCUGUUAUUCUGCUGGACUCUGGUCAAACCCCAUCAAGUCGACAACUCAAAAGAAGGAACCAGGCUGACUCUGUACCCUCCGUGUGGGGGCAGGAGGACAUGUGGGAAUGGGAGGGAGAGUGAGAUGCACCAAGGAAAAGAACAGGUACAGGAGAAGUAGAUUUCUAGGAAGCAGAUGGAGCAGGUUACAUCUUGGUAUGGCGCAGGGGUUGUGUUAAAAAUCGCUUUCCUUUAAUGAAAGCAAAGUGAAUCCCCUUUCAGGUAGAAUUGUCCAUUCCCUACUCUGCUCUGUUCUUCCUUUGCUGGGGGAAGAUCAGAGAACCUUUCUGAGGCCAGGACAGGACACUGUGACUGCAACCCAGUCACAGCCACCACCAGAAAGAUGGAGUUUCAAGUGACACCCCAGGCAUCGACAGGAUAACUGCUAAACCCCCGACUUUCCUUCUAGGAGUGGUCCUUCCUAUAAAGACCAACCCAAGGUACUAUGGCAUGGCUCAGAGAUAGUGAGAAAGUCAGAGGCUGGAUUAAUCGUAUCUAGAGGGAUCUGGAGCCUCAUUUCCUGCUAUCAAUCAUCUGCGUCACUCACAUGUUUCUGAAAGUGGCUGAUGUCAGAACAGGCAGGAGGGAGACCAUUUGUUUCAAUGACUCUCUCCUCAAGGAAUGGGCCCUUGGGGGCUCUGUGCUGCUAGCAGUCUCCUUAGUCUCAUACUCCCCAGCCCCAGGCAGCCUCUGGGCUACUGGCUUUGGUUUUCCUUGAAUGUACAUCAGACCAGGAGGAAAGUCUCUUUCUGAAGUGCCUGCAACCAGAGAUGGAGCUUCUAGAGACACUGAUCUUCCUGUCUCAGAUUGGCCCGCUUCCCCAGUGUGCUCUAAAAGCUCCAGCUUCUCAGACAGAAUCAAAGAACUUGCCGGUGGAACGAGUAGAAAGUAAGACUCAAUAAUCAAAUGACAGAAAAAGGCAGAGAAUGACAGGGAGAAAUUUGUACUACAACCCAAAUCUGCUCUUCCCCAGAUGGAUAUACAGACACAUUUUUAGGGGACUAAGAGAGAAAAGCAUGUUAUCGUGUAUGUUUUAUUUACCAAAAGAGUAAUGCAGAAACACAACCGUCAAGUAUGAAAAGCUCAGGAUCUCUCCCAAGGUUAUGGCAGGAGAAGAUGGGAACAAGGUGAGAUGGGAAGGAUGGAAACAGGGACUGAUUUUGUAGCUCAUAAAAUUAGGACACCUUAGAAAUAGCAUCGUGGUGGUGAUGAUGCAUCUGCCAAAUUCACCCAGUCUGCACUUUCCCGUAGCUGCCCUGUAAACUAACUCUUCCUGUGGUUUCUUUGUCGCGUGAGUUUGGAGUGUCCGUUUCGUCUGCUCCAGUUGAUAAGGAGUGAGGUGCAGCUCUUUCCCGCCACUUUCGAUCUAGUCGCAGGCCCAGAGCUCAGCCCGAUCCUCGUGGUCUUGAGGAUUGGUAUGGGGAGGAGGCAGCUUUUUUUUUUGGAAUCACUUUUUGGUCAUCUAUCUGCCAUUUUAAGGGUAAAUUUUGCUUUAUGGAAAUCAAAUCAUCAAUAAAAAUUACAUUCAAGUUGCAAUACCAUUUCCACAGUGAAAUAUUUUGAGUAAAAUUUUGUUGCUAGAAUAGUCAUGGACAAGAGUUUUAUCAGCAAAAUGUUUCAAUUAUGUUAAUAAAUAAGACAAUGCUA
Molecule: messenger RNA, 4877 nt
Organism: Marmota monax (woodchuck)
Lineage: Eukaryota; Metazoa; Chordata; Mammalia; Rodentia; Sciuridae
Gene: Nmnat2
Product: nicotinamide nucleotide adenylyltransferase 2
Exons: 11
Coding region: 145-1071 (308 amino acids)
Biological process (GO): NAD+ biosynthetic process
Cellular component (GO): Golgi apparatus
Molecular function (GO): nicotinamide-nucleotide adenylyltransferase activity; nicotinate-nucleotide adenylyltransferase activity
Source: RefSeq, a predicted model, not a curated record